AUGUCUGCCGAGACCGCGGUUACACUGUAUGUUGACGCAUCCAACGGUGUCAAGUAUGCAUACCGUCGCAUCGGUGCCAAUGCUAGCAUCCCGCUGGUCAUGCAUAUCCACUACCGCGCCAACAUGGAUCUAUGGGACCCACUGUUCAUCAACACCCUCGCCCAGACGAGGGAGGUUAUCAUAUUCGACAAUGCCGGCGUGGGCCGAAGCACCGGAGAAGUGGCAGAGACGUUCCAAGGCUGGGCGGACCAAGCCAUCGCCUUCAUGGAAGCUCUGGGAUUGAACAAGGUAGAUUUCCUCGGAUUCUCUAUGGGCGGCAUGGCAGCCCAGCUUGUCGCUUUGACCGUACCACACCUCGUCCGCAAAUUGAUCCUAGCCGGCACGACAGCCUCGACCCCGAGUGCCGAACACGUCGAUGGAGUCGUCUGGCCACGUGAGCAGGCUCCAUCUGACGUUUUGAUGGCGCUCAGAGACGCGUCAACUCCAGAAGAAGGGGCCAAGUCUCUCGAAUUUUCCUUCUUCUAUCACGACAGCCAUGGUCGAUCGAAGUUUGAAGAAUACUGGAGACGUUUGCAGGAGAGAACGGCCGAGCCUCUGCAUCUGGAGUUACUGGACCGUGAUGGAGGAGCCAAAAAGCAAAUGCUGGCAGCUGUACACGCGUCCACGCCUGGCCCUUCAGGUUCAUUUGACAGACUCGCGGAGCUCAAGAUGCCGGUCCUGGUGGCAAACGGGGAUAAAGAUCUGUUGAUCCCAUCCAGUCGUAGUUGGGAGCUGGUCACCCAAAUUCUCAAUGCCCAGUUGGUGAUCUAUCCCAAGGCUGGCCAUGGAUUCAUUUGGCAAUAUGCAGAGCUUUUCGCCACGCACAUAAACCGGUUCCUUGACGGGUCAGAAUUCGAUGACAACUUGUCUGCCAAACUCUGAGUGGCUGGCGUCAUCAGGUGGCACGAGAGCAUAGAGAAAUAUCACCAUAACUCGUUCCA
Exophiala mesophila is the source of this 980-nucleotide messenger RNA. RefSeq lists its product as uncharacterized. Lineage: Eukaryota; Fungi; Ascomycota; Eurotiomycetes; Chaetothyriales; Herpotrichiellaceae. The record is from RefSeq and is a predicted model, not a curated record. The transcript has a single exon. The coding region runs from base 1 to 921 and encodes 306 amino acids.